Molecule: messenger RNA, 534 nt
Organism: Bombyx mandarina (wild silkworm)
Lineage: Eukaryota; Metazoa; Arthropoda; Insecta; Lepidoptera; Bombycidae
Gene: Erb.1
Product: chorion protein gene ErB.1
Biological process (GO): multicellular organism development; chorion-containing eggshell formation
Cellular component (GO): egg chorion
Molecular function (GO): structural constituent of egg chorion
Source: RefSeq, a predicted model, not a curated record
AUGGCGUUCAGGGGUAUUGUGGUCCUUGCUUCAGCACUUUUUGUUCAGUCUGCCUUGAGCCAGUGUGUCGGCCGAGCUGGUCCCGGUCUUGGAGGGUACCGUGGCGGUUGGGAUGGCUUUGGUUACGACGGUCUGGGAUACGACGGUGCCGGAUACGGAUGGAAUGGUCGCCUCGGCUGUGGUGGUCUCGGAGAUGAUAUCGUAGCGGCCAGCGCUCUUGGAGCCUCUCACGGAGGUACCCUUGCUGUGGUGACUUCUUCUGCCGCUCCCACUGGCUUGGGCAUAGCUUCUGAAAAUUCAUACGAAGGCGGCGUUGGUAUAUGUGGUAACCUACCAUUCCUGAGUACUGCGUCUAUAGCCGGCGAACUCAGAACCGGUGGUACCGGUGGUAUCGACUAUGGGUGUGGUAACGGAGCUGUUGGGAUAACAGUGGAAAGCGUAAUAUCUCCUGCCAUUAACUAUGCUCCUGCUGGUGCUCCUUUAGGCAGGAGCUUCAAUCGCGGCUGCGGAUGCGGUGCUGCCAACCCAUAUUAA